AUGAAUGCCACGAGUUUAUAUGUCUCAACAUGUCGAUUAAUAAUUUUGGCUGACGCUGCGGACAAAUCAUCGUGGACAGAUUUAUUUCGUUUGGUUCCUUAUUUACGACAAUCUUUAUCUUGUACCGUAUGUGGAAAUCUUUUAAAGGAACCUUAUACUCCAACGAGCUCAAGCUGUCAGCAUCAUGUUUGUAAAAAGUGUAAAGGUGGAAGAAAAAAACUUAAGCCUUCCUGUAGUUGGUGCAAAGACUACGACAACUAUGCCGAAAACUUGCAAUUACGUAUACUUUUACAGUGUUAUAAAAAACUUUGUGAAUAUUUCAUGGACACAGAUGUGUAUAAAAUAUUGUUGGAAGAGGAUGAGAUAGUAGCCGGUGUUAAUGGGGGUACUGUGGCUAGCUCUGGCUUGAUAGACUUAAUACAGGAAGGGGCAGGCUUUAGUGAUGACUAUAAAAGUACGGCUGGACUCUCUAAAUCUGCUUAUAGUAUUUUGCCAUGUGUGUACACAAAUUCUGCAGGCACACAAACAAAUACUGCUUCAACUUCAAAUAGUUCAGAGCCUAGAGCUUCCAAAGGUUCACCAAACUCCAGAUCUACAUCUAAUGGCUCACCUUUGUAUUCCGUAAUGUAUGCUGGAUCUGGAAACAAGAUUACUAUAAAGAGGAAAGCUAUUGAUGAAACGGACUCACCUCCAUCCGAGUCCACAAGUCGUGAAAGCAAGCAAUCAAAUCAACUAGGCUUUAAAAAGCCCUCAAAUAGAUCUCGUAGUUCAGCCAGCAGUAAAAGAAAAGGAUGUAGGUGCGGCAAUGCCACUGCCACUCCAGGCAAGCUGACUUGUUGUGGGCAGAGGUGUCCGUGUUAUGUGGAGAGUAAACCGUGUACAGAAUGCAAAUGCAAAGGGUGCAGAAAUCCACAUAGACCUGAUGGAAUGAAGGUGAGACCACACAUACCGCAGUUGGACAGUUUACAAAUGUCACUCAACUCAAAUGAGGACACUUCCCCAUCAUGUUCCGGUUCUUUGGAUAGUCUAGAUGGUGACACUCUGACUAUGGAGGCUAUGGAAGAAUCUCUCAAUUACUCAUCUGAUCUUAAGACUUCCAAUAUUAAAGUAUAUACAAGUCAAUUGCAAGAGGUGUCGCCUUCAUUACCUGCGACUAUAAUGAUGGACGAAGACUUACCGGGUGACGACGAUGACGACUUGAGUUCUCCUCACGAGUACACAUUAGCCUCGCCGCACGACCUCGCCGACAUGAACGACAACGACCAUUCCCCCCAGUCACCUUCUCUCCAUGAAGCCACCAGUGACAUCGAGAUCGAUGUAUGA
Messenger RNA from Arctia plantaginis, 1323 nucleotides. The record is from the annotation of a GenBank genome assembly. Lineage: Eukaryota; Metazoa; Arthropoda; Insecta; Lepidoptera; Erebidae.